Labrus bergylta (ballan wrasse) is the source of this 3823-nucleotide messenger RNA. RefSeq names its product NUAK family SNF1-like kinase 1. Gene Ontology annotation, molecular function: ATP binding; protein serine/threonine kinase activity. Gene Ontology annotation, biological process: protein phosphorylation; intracellular signal transduction. Gene Ontology annotation, cellular component: cytoplasm. Lineage: Eukaryota; Metazoa; Chordata; Actinopteri; Labriformes; Labridae. The record is from RefSeq and is a predicted model, not a curated record.
AUCGCUCCUGUUGCUGAGUUAGAAAGAGAGUGUGAGAGAGGACAAACACAGCGGCAGCUCAAAUGGACUGACUGCUCAAUUUUUAAGCGAUUACAAUAGUUUGUAGUUUUUUUUUGUUGUUGUUUUAAAUGGAUGACAUUUUAGUCCAGCGAGCGCUUUAGCUGCUUAAAAAUAAAUAAAUAAUUUGGAGACCGGUUCAGUGAAGGUGGCUCCUGACAGGUGCGCGGAGAGGAUGGGCAGACGUGAGGCAGAGAGCAGAGACGCAAUGAACGCAAGCGACCACUCCGAGCUGGGCUGUCUGCAGGAGGUGGCAUCCAACGACCAUCAGGCCGGUGGUGAGUCCUCGGUUCUGGGCUGCCAACUCGCGGACAAGAGGCAGAGAAAGCCGGACAUGGAGGCGGUGGAGCGGGCGCAGGCUGCCACAGCAGAGCCGAUGGACGUGAAGAAGCACCAGCACAAACACAACUUAAAACACCGCUAUGAGGUGAUGGAGACGCUUGGGAAAGGCACGUACGGCAAAGUGAAGAAGGCGGUGGAGAGGACAAGUCUGAGGACGGUGGCGAUCAAGUCGAUCCGUAAGGAGCGCAUCACCGACGACCUGGACAGAAUUCACAUCCAGAGAGAGAUCGAGAUCACCUCCUCGCUCAGACACCCUAACAUCAUACGCUUCCACGAGGUGUUCGAGAGCCGGGAUAAGAUUGUGAUAGUGAUGGAGUACGCCAGGAGGGGAGAGCUGUACGACUAUAUCCAGGAGAGAAGACGACUGCCAGAAACAGAAGCCAGAGGCAUCUUCAGACAAAUCACAUCUGCUGUCCACUACUGCCACAAGAAUGAUGUUGUGCAUCGAGACCUCAAGCUGGAGAACAUCCUGCUAGAUCAAGACCUAAAUGUGAAGCUGGCAGACUUUGGCCUUUCCAAUCAUUUCCAGAGAGGCAACCUGCUGCAGACCUACUGUGGAAGUCCGCUCUAUGCUGCUCCAGAGAUAGUGAAAGGACUGCCGUACCAGGGGCCCGAGGUGGACUGCUGGGCGCUGGGUGUGUUGCUGUAUGCCCUGGUGUAUAGCAGCAUGCCUUUUAAUGGCGCCAGUCAUGCCACUCUCACAGAGCAGAUCAGCCAAGGUCGCUACCGCAGACCCAACCCCCCCUCCGAUGCCUGCGCUCUUAUCGACUGGUUACUGACAGUACGUGUGGACGAGAGGGCUACGAUAGAAGACGUGGCCAACCACUGGUGGGUGAACUGGGGUUUUGAAGAGAGUGUGUGCGACUGCCCGUCAACUUCACAUCAAGAAUGUCCCUCCCCCCUGCUGGCUCGCUACAUCGACUGGCAGCAUCGGGUCGCGGCUGCCAGCGACUUGACUGUUGACCCGGGGUGCCUUUCGUCAGACUCCUCCCGUCUGCCCCUGCCCUCUCCCCACCCCUUUUACUUUAGUUUACCUCUGAAGAGCGAUCGUGGCAGGGGAGGAGGAAGGGUGCGGGGAGGAAUGUCAAGCGUUAGGAAGUCGCGCAAGGAGAAUGCAAUUCCCCAGACCGCACUUGGAGCUUGUGGAGGUGUUUGUGCCACGUCUGCUUCCUCUGCUGCCAUUUCCUCCACCUCCAGUGUUGAAAGAAAGAAACCAAAAAGUAUUUUAAAGCCCCAGAGGAGUUUUGACUCAGUCUUUCACAGCCCUCCCAAAGACAACUCUUCCUCUCAAGCUUGUAGCAUUGCUCCAAAGCCUUAUCGAUCACAUACACUUUCCCACACACAUGCUGAAGUCCUGUCCACAAGUCUGCCACCGGCCUCAUCAUUCUGCCAGCCCUCGUCAAAAAUGCCCAAGAAAGGGAUACUUAAGAACUUGUGUAGCGGGGAGUCAGUUUAUGUCUCAUCUUCAGAAAGAAGAAUCUGUGGAGCAGGAGCUAAAGAGACUGAUGUAGGUGAUUUGUGCUCUGACAGACAGCACACUCGUCUCCCAGCAGCAGAAGACAGCCCCACCAUGCGCACAGAGGCGGUGAGAAGAAGGAAGGGUAUCCUGAAACGUAACGGCAAAUUCUCUCACAGCCUGGAUCUUCCCGAUGGCCACCACUUAACUCCCUCUCCGGUCCCCACAAUAUUCCCCGAGGCCUUGCAGCAGCUCCUCCAGGCCACAGGGGGCGCUGAUGGACGCCGCAGCCGUCCCUCCAGUGUGGUGAGCGAGGACAGCCUCUUCUCUUCGGACUCCUUUGACCUACUAGACCUCAGCGCCCAAUCGCGACGGAGGGUUUUCUCCCCGGGGACGCAGCUCAGCGGCUGUAGCUCUGAGGAGGAUCUGGAUCAGCUCAGGGCCGAGGCAGACCGGGCUGAUGGAGACAUUAGAGCACAGAAGAAAAUGCCAACAUAAGUCUAAGGCAUGAUGGACACACAUCUGUGUGGGGGAAAAUGGUGUUUGAAGUCGGUUUUACAGUUCAAUUUUCUGUGAUAAUCAGUGAAGAACAUCAUUGACUUACUUAGAGGAACUCUGGGAUGUGGACACUAAUAUGAAUUUUUUUGUAAAGCACCAAGAAUCUUUGUUGGGGAAAAUGUUUAAAAGGCUGUUUCAUCUACCCCCCUGGCAGCAGUUUUAGACAAAACAAAAACAACAACAAAAAUGUAUUACUCUUUCCAAUGAUGGUGUCAUUUGCUUCUGAAGGUCAUAUAAGACCUUUUUCCACUAAGCCAGUUCCAGAGCUGAUGGGCCCGAAAAUCUGGCUAUCAUAUAAAUCAUAUAUAUGAUAUCAUGAAUGUAUUGGAGUACAAUGAGCGACUAGGCCAAAGGUGACACCUAAAGGGGAUCCUGUGUUUGCCAAAUUGCAGGGAAUAGACCUGAAUUUGUCAGCAGAGACUGUCCAUUUAAUUAAUUCACCCCGACCUCAACUGCACAAUGAUUCCUUUUAUAAGAUUUUACAGCUAAUUUCGACACAGAAGCCUUGAAAAUCUAAGUUUGGAUGCUGCUAGUUCCUUUUUAAAAACAGAUAAGAAGUAGAAUAAGAAGCCCCAUCUUGGAUCUGGGAAUCCAAGUGUCAGUAUUCUAUGGGCAAUAAGCAGAAAUCAUUUAGUGACUCCUGUUACGCUCUUUUAAACACAGAAAACAUUAGAAUCACUUACAAAUAAAAGAAGGACAGUGAAGUGGAUAUCAGAAAUAGAAAUAUAUAUAAAAAUAUAUUGUCUUGCAGCCUUUUCUUCUUCAUGAGUGGAGAAUUAAAACAAAGUGUUAAUAGUAAUUUGCCUAUGUGCCUAUGUUUGAUUAAAGAGUGGAAGGUACCGCACAUCAAUUUGCAAUUUGGGACCUUCUCUAUUUUGAAGAUAAUUUUUGAUGAACUUAACUUUUGCCCUAUUUUAUAAGCUCUCCAUAAACAUUUAGAAGCUGUUUUUAACUUUCUAAAAUAAAGUGCCAAGACGUUAUUAAGAUUUCAGUGUAUUAGUAUUAGUCAACAAAUAUAAAUUCUUCUGUAAAGAUGUUAACACUCAUUCAUUACUUCAUCAUAACUGCCAACUACUUGAUAUUGUUUUUAAUCUGUCCUUUAGAAGUUUUUUGACUGCCCUCACAUGCUUCACAGGUUGAGUUAACGUCGACAUUGCCUAUUUCAUCACAUCAUGUUAAGUUUAUUUGUAGGACACAGUAAUCAACUGUACAUCAUUUGCAAUAACAGAAACUGUGUGUGGAGUAUGGAUCACAUGCUUGUUUAUAUAUUAUUUCACCACACAUUAAGUGUUGUAUGCAGAAGGUGUAAUUCUAAAUCCCAAAUGUUCAUGCUGUGAGAGACUGAUAAUACUGUUAAUGUGUUGUUAUUUUGUGUGUGGGUGUGUAGGGCGAGGUAGGUAAAUAAAUUAU